Messenger RNA from Aureobasidium vineae, 291 nucleotides. The record is from the annotation of a GenBank genome assembly. Lineage: Eukaryota; Fungi; Ascomycota; Dothideomycetes; Dothideales; Saccotheciaceae.
AUGAGCGCAUCACCCAACCCCAAUGGCGCCGGCGCCGCCGCCGCAAACGCACCCACCUCCAUCAACGAAGCGCGCGACCCCUCCGGCUUCCUCAGCGAAAUCAUUGGCGCGCCCGUGACCGUAAAACUAAACUCUGGCGUCGUGUACCGCGGCGAAUUGCAGAGUGUAGACGGAUACAUGAACAUUGCGCUCGAGCAAACAAACGAGAUUGUGGAUGGAAAGACGAGAAGAAAUUACGGGGAUGCGUUUGUGAGGGGCAAUAAUGGUAUGUGUUUUUGCGUAAGAGUUUGA